Molecule: messenger RNA, 1233 nt
Organism: Gambusia affinis (western mosquitofish)
Lineage: Eukaryota; Metazoa; Chordata; Actinopteri; Cyprinodontiformes; Poeciliidae
Gene: iqcc
Product: IQ motif containing C
Exons: 5
Coding region: 81-701 (206 amino acids)
Molecular function (GO): protein binding
Source: RefSeq, a predicted model, not a curated record
UAAACUAGAUCCCGGAAAUAUGUAAAAAAGUUUGAGUUAACUCCCGCUCUCCGGUUAUUUGCUGUCAUGUUACCAUAACAAUGGACAGAAGCAAAUUGGACAAAAUCAUUACACGUUUCCAGGCGCGUGCGCGCGGAUACCUCACGAGAACUGAAGUGCGGCGCGCGCGUGAGGACUUUGAGGAGAUCGUAAGGGAGGUAGAAGGAGAUCUGACCUAUUUAAGGUGGACUGAUACGACUUUAUCCAUCCCACACUUUACAGACACAGAUGGAGCAUGUCUUCAACCUGCUAGACGUUUACUGAAGCCACCAGACCCAGAACUAGAUGUCAGUACUUCCCUGAGUCCAGAUUCCCUAGAUGAGGAGGGACAGGAGCGCUGUGUCCAACCGGAGAGGGUUGGGAGGGAGGAUUGGUCCAGUAUUCCCCUGAGAUGUGAUGGAGGGAUGAUGGAGAGCACAAGAAGGUCCUCCAUCGUCUGGAGCAGUCCAGAGCUGGACAAUAACGUUUACCCUCAGAAAGGUUUUCAGCAGUACUGCCUGGCGCAGGAGGUGCCCCGAACUUCAGACGCGCUGCGUCUCCAUAGAAACACUUUGACCAUGGAGCUGGUCUGGCUCCAACAGGCUAUUGACAGCAGGAAGAAGUACCUAUCACUGAAGGACAGACUUCACAACGUCGAACUUUUGGCUCCUGACUCACUCUAAUAUCAUCUGAGUUGAAAAUUAUUUCCAUUUAUUAUUUAUGAUGUAAUAUAUAAUGUAGUGCAUCUAAAACAUGCAUGUAAAAGGAAAUAAAUUAUAUUUUUCUACAAAGAUAUCUCUGCUUCAUCUGAUGGGCUGUUUGUAAUGAUAUUUUAUUAUUUUCCACCAGUUUGUCAGCAAAGUAGCUCAUUCAGCUAAAUUCAAAAGCUAAUCUUUGGUAAAACCUGUAUGUUUAAUUUUGAUCAAGUGUGAAAAAUGAAGUUAGAAAUGAUAAUUUAGGAGGUGUGUUGUGUAAUUGUUCCACCUUAAAAGAACAACGGUUUGCAAAUAUCUUUAAACAAAGCCUGAAACAAUUAAUUAUGUUAAUUGUCAACUAAUUUAGUAAUCAAUUAAUUGUGAAUUGGAGUAUAGCGUCUCAAAUAUAUGCCAUUUGCUGAAACAAAAAACAACAUAAUGAGAGCAGCAAGUAAGCUAAAACUGUACAAAAAAUAAAUACAUUUUUAAGAUAAGAAAAAUGCCUGUAAAUAUGUUCUAC